AUGGUGGUGCGGUCGCAAACGCAGCCCGAGGGCGUGAGCCGCCUGUGGCGCACGCUCACGGGCAGCAGCUUCUCGCCGUGCGAGUCCAAGGUCUCCAGGACCAGCGCGGCGACGAGCCGCGGGGAAGCAUCGGACUCCAACGAUGGGGAGGCCAAGGCUGGCAACGGGGCAGUCGACGAGAGCGCGCCGCGCGCGUCGCUCUGGGCGCGGGUCCCGGCGGGCUACGUCGGGGCCAUCACGGCGCUCGCCGUCUUUCUGGCGUUCGAGGACUUCUUCUCGCUCGUCUUGCGCCGAGUGGUCCGCGACACGGCCUGCGCCGCCGCGAUGCUCCUCGCGAACGCCCUCGCGCUCGCGAUUUUCGCCACGGACGCACUCCUGGGGUGGCAAGCUGAGUGCGGCGCCAUGGGGGUGAAACGCGUCUCAGGAGCCGCCACGGUGCUCGACGGCGUCGCCGUCGCGGUCCCCGCGCUCGUCCUGACGAUCACGUACAUCGCGAGCGUCGCGCUGCCCGCUGACGGCCAGGCGGAGGGGCCCUCCGCGCUGCCGCUGCUCUUGUCCAAGCUCCGGCCUCUAGCGCUGCUGAAACCCAUGGUGACCCAGUACCGCUUCCGCGUCGUGAAGGACGCCCUCGAGCACUCCAGCAAGCCCGAGCGCCUCCGGGUGCGCGUCGCGGCCCGCGUGCGGCAGGGAGCGCUCGUCAUCUCUGCCCUCGCCCUCUUCCUGGCAACUGUCGCGGACUGGGCGACGCUCUCGCGGACGCCCGGGGCGCUCCUGAGCCGCGCCUUCCACGAGGCGACGACGCCGACGCAGCAAGCCCUGGCGUACACCCAGGGGAUGGUGAUGACGGCCCUGGGCUGCAACGGCGAGGGGGAGUGCGUUGUCGACGACGUUGCGGGAAGCUGGCUGCAGCCCUCGGGGUACGAGGCCGGGCAGAACGCGUGGCGCAAGCUCGUCCUGGUCUUCUCCGUCGGCGUGUGGGCCGUCACCGCCGUCUGGGCCGCGGAGGCGCUCGUGCUGGGCCCCGUGAAGUCGACGGUCAACACGCUGGGGUCGCUGGCCGCGCAGCUGGACGACCGCGGCAUGGUCAAGCCGAAGGCCGAGCCGGACGUCGCGGACGACUCGCGGCGCGUGAAGAAGUACCGCAGGUCGGACUCGGGGGGCGUGGACACGAUCGACCAAGCCAUGAAGCGCGUACAGGGCACAGUGCAGCUGGUGGUCAAGGCGAGCCAGCGCGGGCAGGUGGUGCUGGAGCGCGUCAUGAGGGAGGCUGCGCAGGACUCCGUGACGGGCCUCGGGCUCGGGGAGUGGACGCACAUGUACCAGGGCGUGCUGGCCACGGCCCCGAGCGUCGGCGACGACGCCGGGGAGGACGUGCCCGGCAGCGAGGGGCACUCGAUGCGGCAGUCGCAGACGGGUUGCGGCGUGGAGAUGUCGCACAGCUCGCGCGCGCUCGGUGGCUUCGGCUCGAGCGGGAACCUAGUAGGGCUGGAGCGACAGGGCGCGUCUCCUGGUUCGCUGAAGUGGAGCUCGCUGCACCUCGACAACGACGCGCUGGAGGCCGCCGUGAUGACGAUGUUCGUCAGGCUGCGCAUCGUCGACGCCCGCGACCCUUCGAUGCCCACCAAGACGAUGGUCCGGGCGCUCGUCGGGCACCUCGCGGCGCGGUACGACCCUUCGAACCCGUACCACAACUGGAGGCAUGCCGUCGAGGUGGCGCACGCGUGCUUCGUGAUGCUCCAGGACAGCCACAAGCACGCCCGCGGGCGGCCCUGGGCGCGGCGCGAGAAGCUCUGCCUCAUGGUCGCGGCCCUCGGGCACGACGUGGGCCACACGGGGGUGUCGAAUGACUUUUUGAUCAAGACCUCCCACCCCCUGGCCAUCACCUACUCGGACGACUCCCCCCACGAGCGCGCGCACUGCGCCACGCUCUUCCGCGUCAUGAUCGACGACCCCUCCGCCAACGUCUUCGCCAACAUGUCGCCGGACGACCAGGCCGCGGCGCGCCGCGCCAUCAUUUCGCUCAUCCACUCGACGGACAUGCAGCAGCACUUCGAGAUCACCGGCGAGCUGGAGUCCCUCGCGGAGCAGCUGGAGCAGGAGGGCAUCCUCGGCGCGAUCCCCGCGGAGCCGUCGCGGCGGCUGCUGCUGUUGCAGGGGAUGCUCAAGGCGGCCGACAUCGGGCACAUCGUGCGGGAGCCGCUGACGAUGUUCGCGUGGUCGUGCCGCGUGGUGUCGGAGUUCUUCACGCAGGGCGACAUGGAGCGCGAGCUCAAGAUCCCUGGCUGUCCGUGCAAGAUGAUGGACCGACACACGGAGUACGUGCCGCAAGGGCAGCUCGGGUUCAUCGACGCGCUGGCGAGGCCGUUCUUCUGCGCGCUCUGCACCGCCGCGCCAUGGCACCCGUGGAUGCUGAACGGUCUCGUGGAGAGCUACCAGCACUGGCUCGCCAUCAUCCGCGACCACCAGAGCAUGGUUCUGCCGCAGCUGGCGGUGUCGCAGGGCCUGAGCAACAGCGAGGCGCGCGCCGCCGUCGCCGCGAACGAAACGGGCGCCGCGGGCGACGUCUCCCUCGCGAACCCGAAGUCCAUGGGCGCCACGAGCGACAUCUCGAUGCCGAUCCCGCUGCGCGCCGCCGCGGAGCGCCACAGCGUCCACUCGCCGGACUUCACACGCGCUUGCGAGUGGGAGCUCGCGACGGCUCCGCGACCCGAGGCCGACGAGCUCCUCCCGGCCGUCAACGCGCUGGGCGCGAUCAAGCAGCAGCGGUCGCGCGGCGCCCCGCGGACCGACGGCGCGUCGCCAUCAACGGGCAGCGCGGUGGCUACGAACGACUUCCGCGACGCGCUCUCCUCGGUCAACGUCGACUCGAUCGGCGGCGGGCGCAAGCCCUCGUCGUCGUCGCGCAGCCGGCGCUCGAGCCGGCUGUCGCGCCACUCGGCGACGUCGCGCAAGAGCCGCCGCAGGUCGCGACUUGGGCGCACCAAGGCGCGGAACUCCGCGCCGGGGUGGACGACGUCCGGGGACGACACGAGCGACGGCGGCGAGGCCGAGGACACCGUCGGCGCGGUCCUCGACGUCGUCCGUCCGCGGCACACGGAGCCCGGGCCGAGCACCAGCGCCCACGCCACAGGCAGCGACCGCGACGAGGCGUCGCUGCGCUCGCAGGCGCUGGUGUACCUGCCGACCGCGCACCUGCCGCGCGCCGCGCUCGUGAUGGACACCGAGCAGCAGAUGCGGACCUUCCAGGAGAGGGUUGGGCCGUAUAUUCAGAGGGUCAAGGUGGCGGGGUCUCUACUCAAGUCCACCCGCAGGGCUGGGUCCGGCCACGGAGGCCUGAGCGACGUGCCGCGCCGCGCCGCCGUGCGCGUCGUCGCGUGGGCCGACCAGCUCGAGCAGUAG
Molecule: messenger RNA, 3399 nt
Organism: Pedinophyceae sp. YPF-701
Lineage: Eukaryota; Viridiplantae; Chlorophyta; Pedinophyceae
Source: the annotation of a GenBank genome assembly